ACUUGACCACGAGGGACUGCUGGAGGUCAUGCUGGACGAGAGGCGGACAUGGCUUGGACAACGCACGGCUUAUAGGAUUAAAACGUCCUGCUCGGAUGACGUGCCUCUGACUUCCAUUCACCCGUGGCUCUCUGUGCAUAACCGGUACAAAAUGGUAUUCAGUGCACAAGUACGUACGCUUGUCUCAGAGUACCUGGGAUUUAGCUGCGGCAGCUUUGACCCGUGCCAACAACCCUGCUGUCUCAUCCAGAGGCAGCACAGCCAGCACAUGCCACAGCGGUGUCCUGAUCACCCUUCUCUCCAGUUAAAAAUGCACUCUUGGAACUCGCUCCGCUCAAAUGUGCCAAGCACCUUAUAAGGAAGAGGAAGCGCAGAGCUGUUUUUAUCUCCAGAGCUUAUGAAAAACUCCGCUACAACAUUCCCAGGAGGACCCCCACGAAAGUCUGAAUCUAGUCUUAAGAAGCCAAAGGUCAAGGAUAGGAAAAAGGUUGCUGGACAAGGUCAGUGGAAGAGGUCAUCCAAAACACACAUUUCCCUGGCUACAACAUCAAUCGCAUUGUUACGCUAAUCCUCUGGCAGGGGAACGGACAAUGAGAAACGCCUGUGUGCAGUCGGAGAAUAAACAGAGUGUUGCUGAAGGGAUUCAUGGGAAGAUUAAUAAAAUUGAAACUUUAAGUUAACAAGCAAGCCAUGAUGGAACACAUUAACGACACAAUGGAUGGAAAACUGAUCGUACCAGAUGCUGUUUUAAACAACAGCAACAUUUUGUUCUGGAAAAAACUAAAAUGUAUGGAAUAAAAAUAAAUAAAUAAACACGUAUAAAGAAUCGCCAAGUGACACGAUCACGUCAUGUCGUCUUCGGGCCUCUAGAGAUUUUCACCCCUGCUGUUCAUAACAAUCAGCAAAACAUGCAGAACUAACCUCUCAGUUCUCAAACUGAUAACGUCUGAUGAGAGGGAACAUGGAACAGAGAGAUUCACAGCCCUGAUCCUUUUAUGGAGAAUUUCAUUUCGAAUCUACUUUAAGCUCAGAAAGAACAAAAAAGAGGCCAUAAAAACAAAAGUGUGAGAUGAUAGCUCAGACCCCUCCUACGCAUCUCUGUUUUGCUAUCAUCCCCUCGAUUUCUCCUCCCCUCUGCGUUCUUUCACUCAUAAACUCUCAGACAUCCUGAACAAAACUCCCAGAGCUCAUUGUCAGCCACUGAAGCAGUGUGAGGACCGGAGCGAACCGGACGUAAAAGCCCACCGGCGCAGGCUGGACCACGGCCUUACUUCCACAGGCUCAGCACCCUGCGUGUACAGUGCUAGCGUACUAUGGAGAAGGUGCAGCACAUGACCCGUGCAGCCAUCAGGAGGGCGUCCACUAUGGAGGUUCCCCAGCAGGCUAAGCAGAACAUGCAGAACCUCUUCGUCAACUUCUGCCUCAUCCUCAUCUGCCUGCUUCUCAUCUACAUCAUCGUCUUGCUAAUCUCUUUCCAUAUGUGACGGAUGGCCAGCAUGGUGUAACCUCGUCCUCCUCCCGGCACCGCACGCCGCGCACGUCCGUCCCUGAGCCGCACGGCGCCUCACUGCGAGCUCGCACUCCGAGAUCUCCCAGCUCCGACACGCCAGCUCUGACGUCUGCACCAUGGAUCUCACCAACAACCGAGGUCUCAACCUGCUGCUCAACUUCAUGCUCAUUGUCAUCGUGCUGCUGCUCAUGCUCAUUCUCGUCAAGCUCAUGUGACCGGAGCUGAGUCGCUCAGCAAGCACUCAGGACUUAAUAUGGCCUGAACUCCUGUACUAUAGAGAGAGGUACCAGGAUUCUCUCUCUCUAUCUCUCUCCCCUCACUGACUCUCACUCUCUCUCUCUCUCUCACACACACACACACACACACACACAGUCUCUGAAUGUCUGUUCCACUCUAUUUAUCACUUUAUAAACCCCGUUAUGAUGUAUCGCUUUAAGAUGAAGUGCUUGUUAAACGUGCGUUCUUAACCACAACCUAAAAUCCAACCUGAUCCAAACCACACGUUAGCUCAUGUCGUUGCUCGGAUUGUUAAAUCCGUUAUGAUUUCUCCGGUAAAGUGCAGCACCAAACGUUUUCCUGCCUCUGAAUAGCCUCAGACUUUUAGCUACGUCACUGUAAUGGUCGUGAGAUUAGAAACUAAAAGCCAGUAAGCGACGAUGUGACACUUUUCAUAAGCGAGUCUGAGGAAACACUUGUUUCUUCUUCGCCGAUUAAAACUCUUUAUAGUCUGGAUUGAUUUGCCGUGUGAAGGCGGAACAGCCUAAUUCUGCUGGACAUUGUGUGUGAAAAUACUAUAAAGACACGUCAGGACGCGCUCUGUCCUUUUUACAUUCUUCCACAGAAACUAAACAAAAAAAAUAGAAUAGAAGUUAUAAUAUAGAUCAUGGUUUUUUUUAGGGAAGUUAUCGAGUUCCACAUGAGCUCAGAUUAAUCUUACGUACACGUUACACUCGUCUUUUGCUCAAACACAACUUCAGACUCACAACUAACCCUUGUUUGUUGUGUGUGUAUAUAGUAUUACGUGUAUGUAGUAUACAGUAGGGUUAAGAACCACAGGCUUCGAUUGUACCACCUGGUGGUGACAUUUAUACUGCGAUCUAAUAAGUAAAAUCCUAACAGCAAGGUCUUUAAAGGUGCGGUGCACGAUGUUUGAAAGCCAAUGUUGACAUUUGAAAUCACCAAAACAAACACACCCCUAACCCAAAUAGGUGUCACCCCUGUUUUUAUAGCUCUGCCCCACACAUACAUACGUAACCCAGGCAACUAUGAUGGCGGAACCUGCUGGGGCAGCUGGCCGAGGGGAGAUUUUUAUCAGUAAAUAAACACAAUGAGUAAUACUAUGGUAAUACAGAUGUGUUUUUGUAGUAAUGUGUGUUGUACCGUGAAAGGUUUCCUGCUUCUUGCCUUAUCGUAAGCCUUUUUUCCCGCUUUUCAUUUUUAUCCGCCAUGUCAAUGUUUCAAUCGCUUUCGCCUAAUGUCAGACAUGCGCGCUGAACACUCUCUCCGCCGCAUAUUGACAAGACACGCCCCUUUCUGCUCAUUGGCUACACGCUAGUUUUGUUUGUCGGCCCGACUCGGUUUUCUGAAGCAUUUCUCAAACACCGUGCACCCCACCUUUAACUGCCCUCCUCCACCCUGCUCCCUACUCUGUAUAAACUGCGCAGUGCAUUAUGGGACAUCUGCAGACCCUCGACUACAUCGUUCCAUUUGGCCCGAUGAUAAAAUUCAAAUAAAAUAAGAAGCAGUGUCUGGACUUUCCUUCUUAAACCUACCUGAUUCGGCACCCCGGGAUCGGGAGAUCAGUCUCGAUCGUCUUGAACAGCCGAUGUGUGCAAAAUGUUUUAUUUUUAUUUGCCUAGGUGUCACAUAAAAUGUCAUGUAGGCGAUGGGUGUAUUGUAAGUACAGAACUCCGAUGUAUUCGCAUCGGUUUAUCACUACUCUGAUAUUAUGGUCAUCUUUCCCAGCCCUACACAUCACUACUGUUUGUCUUGUGUAUAUUACUACACUAUGUUUGGCGUGUCGAUCACCAUCACAGCCAUGUGUGCUGGAACUGAAGGAACUGUGCUGCAACUGGUCAUGAUGAGUCUCCCAGUCAUAAAGACAGACAGCUGCAUGGGUGAAGAAUGAUGUACGAGAAUAAAACACACAUGGCUGUUUGAUUACAGAGAAUAAACCACCAUCUUAUAACAAUGAGGUUACUGUUUGGUUUGUAUAUAGUGCUCAUAGAAAUGUAAACCCAAGGGAAACAUGGGAAAUAAUAAUAAUAAUAAUAUAGUGUAUUUGAACGAAAUAAACAUCCACUGAUGAUCACA
Tachysurus fulvidraco (yellow catfish) is the source of this 3823-nucleotide messenger RNA. RefSeq names its product phospholamban (gene pln1). The record is from RefSeq and is a predicted model, not a curated record. Lineage: Eukaryota; Metazoa; Chordata; Actinopteri; Siluriformes; Bagridae. Gene Ontology annotation, molecular function: ATPase inhibitor activity. The transcript is spliced from 3 exons. Gene Ontology annotation, cellular component: membrane; sarcoplasmic reticulum. Gene Ontology annotation, biological process: negative regulation of ATPase-coupled calcium transmembrane transporter activity; negative regulation of calcium ion import into sarcoplasmic reticulum; negative regulation of heart rate. Bases 1314 to 1484 code for a protein of 56 amino acids.